Molecule: messenger RNA, 1333 nt
Organism: Phalaenopsis equestris
Lineage: Eukaryota; Viridiplantae; Streptophyta; Magnoliopsida; Asparagales; Orchidaceae
Product: probable carboxylesterase 8
Exons: 3
Coding region: 105-1037 (310 amino acids)
Molecular function (GO): hydrolase activity
Source: RefSeq, a predicted model, not a curated record
UAUAAAUUCCCCUAUUUUUUUCAUUCCUAAACAACUAUAUAAGCCUUAAACCCCCGUCUUCCCAACUCGAUCGGCCGUCCUCCAAUCUUCCAUCCCCAGCCCUAAUGGAUCCCUCUGAUUUCCUACAAUUCUCCCGCAAUCCCGACGGUUCCCUCUUCCGCCGCCAAGUCUUCCCACUCUUAGAACCCACCAACACCACCGACGCCGCCGCUGGCGGCCACCCUGCCGCCGUCCUCUCUAAAGACAUCCCCCUCAACCCUUCCCUAAACACCUCCCUCCGCCUCUUCCUCCCAUCCUCCUCCCCAACCAAACUCCCACUCCUCCUCUUCUUCCACGCCGGCGGCUUCAUCCUCUUCAAUCCCGCAACAAGCAUCAAUCACACUUUCUGCGAACGCCUCGCCGCCUCCCUCCCCGCACUCGUCAACUCCCUCCAUCACCGCCCCGGGCUCGGCGACCACGCCGAUUUCACCCGCUGCUUCCUCGCCGGCAGCAGCGCAGGCGGCAACAUCGCAUACCACGCAGCGCUUCGUGCCCGGGAGCUUGAUCUCGGCCCGAUCAAGCUCUCCGGACUGAUUUUGAACCAGCCUUUUUUCGGAGGGGAGGAGAGGACGGAAUCAGAGUUGAGGUUCGGUGGGGUGGAGUCUUCCCUGCCGUUAGCGGCGGCGGGUUUGAUGGGGGGGGUUGGGUGGGUGGGGGUGGAGCCUCCCCUGCCGUUAGCGGCGGCGGAUUUGAUGUGGGAGUUUGCGUUGCCGGAAGGAGCGGAUAGGGAUCACGAGUACUGCAAUGUGGGGGCGGCGAUGAAGGAGAAGGGGGAGGAGCGGGUGAAGGGGCUGCCGAGGUGUUUGAUGCUUGGGUUCGCCGGAGAUCCGCUGGUGAAUCGGCAAAGGGAGGUGGCGGAGAUGCUUGUGAGGGGUGGGAUAGAGGUGGUGGUAAGGAUAGAGGAAGGGGGAUUUCAUGGUGCGGAUAUUGUGGAGCCGGGGAGGAUUGAGGUUAUGUUUGACAGAGUCAGAGAGUUCGUGAAUUGCGGCGGAGAUUAAGCGGGAUUCACCUCAUUAUGGAUGUGUAUAUAUAAAAAUGAUCAUCAUGUACGGAGAGUCAAUCUGAUUUUGAACUCAAGCUCUCCCUCAGCCAUCUCACUUCAAUCGAUCGACCAAACUCUUGUCUUCACCAAGCCGGAAUCAAAUGAGGGACUUUUCUCCCCUCCCACUGACGAAAGACUUUUAGCAGAACAUAUCAAUACAAAACACUAAAAUAUAUAGUACAACCCUUUAAAAUUAAGGAUAAUAUUGUAUUUUACUUUUUGACCUUCAUAUCAUAUAUACAUAGGAAUGUC